Nerophis ophidion (straightnose pipefish) is the source of this 1020-nucleotide messenger RNA. Its product is annotated as ADP-ribosylation factor 5. Gene Ontology annotation, molecular function: GTP binding; GTPase activity. Gene Ontology annotation, cellular component: cytoplasm; plasma membrane. The coding region runs from base 114 to 656 and encodes 180 amino acids. Gene Ontology annotation, biological process: intracellular protein transport; vesicle-mediated transport. The record is from RefSeq and is a predicted model, not a curated record. NCBI's taxonomy places the organism in Eukaryota, Metazoa, Chordata, Actinopteri, Syngnathiformes, Syngnathidae. The transcript has 6 exons.
GUGACGUCAUUUGUUCCGCGUUGGCCUGGACUUGGCACCGAGUGAGCUGCGCCCAUUCCGCCGCUGAUCUUCUUUUCUUCUGCUGCUGUCAAGUCCGGGAAGCUCCAGUCGACAUGGGUCUGACGAUGUCCACGUUGUUUGCGAAGUUCUUCGGGAAGAAGCAGAUGCGGAUACUGAUGGUUGGCCUGGAUGCUGCUGGCAAAACAACCAUUUUGUAUAAACUCAAGCUUGGGGAGAUCGUCACCACCAUCCCGACCAUCGGUUUCAACGUGGAGACGGUGGAGUACAGGAACAUCUGCUUCACAGUUUGGGACGUCGGCGGUCAGGACAAGAUCCGACCUCUGUGGAGACACUACUUCCAGAACACGCAGGGUCUGAUCUUUGUGGUGGACAGUAACGACAGGGAGCGUGUUGCCGAGUCGGCGGACGAACUCUCGAAGAUGAUCCAGGAGGACGAGCUGAGGGAUGCCGUGCUUCUGGUGUUCGCCAACAAACAGGACCUCCCCAACGCGCUCCCCAUCGGCGAACUCACAGACAAGCUGGGACUCAACAACCUGCGCGGCCGGACCUGGCACAUGCAGCCCACCUGUGCCACUCAGGGCACGGGUCUGUACGAGGGCCUCGACUGGCUGUCCAACGAGCUGGCGAAGAGCUAGACCACCGCACGCCAGGCAGGAAGCGGCGGCACAGACGUCGGCACGACGUCAUCAUGUACAGACGAGGAGGCGGAGCAUCUCGCAGGACUGAUCCUUUCCUCUUUUUCUAAAUUAUAAAUGUCGGUCAGAGGCGGUGUCACGGACUCCCUUGAGCCUCGUGUUCAGUUCUUCUUGUUUUCUUUUAACGCAUGUUUUUACUCCGGAUCAUGUGGCUGGGUGUUAAAGAAAAGGGAGGGGGCUUAAGCCAGGUGACUGUGCAGGUAGCAAGUCUUGCAGCUGGUCGUGUGAGGACCCUGAAAGUCUUGUUGUCAAUCUAUGUGGAAAAGCAGCAGGUGAUGCAAUAAAGGUGUUUUUCUUCAAUAAA